AUCUCUCACACUUUUAUACUGACACAUACAUACAUCUCGUCUUCACAUGUCCAGAACAUGGCCGGUAGGUACGGACGGCAUGAUUCUCAUCGUGCACUCACGCAGCCUCUCUCCGUUUUAAACAAAAAUCCAAAAUAAUUUUUCAAAUUAAUCUCUUUAUAAUCCUCAUAAAUCUUCCCUAAUUUACUAUUUUUCGACAAUUAAUUCACAAUUAGUAAAUGGGAUUAAUUAAAUCUCUUUUCAAUCGAAAGAAAAAAAAUGACCCAACGCCGGCGAAUUCCCCGCCGGUGAACUCUCCGAUCAUGAUAGAAGAGGAGCUACAACAGGUAUUCAACAAAUUCGACAUCAACGGCGACGGAAAAAUCUCGUUUUCGGAACUGGGUUUCAUCAUGGCCAGUUUAGGAACCGCUGUAACGGAGGAAGAAUCGAUUGAAAUGAUUAACGAAGUCGAUGGAGACGGAGAUGGAUUCAUCGAUUUGAGUGAAUUCAUCGAGCUUAACACGAAGAACAUUGAUUCCGAUGAAGUUACGGAGAAUUUGAAGGAUGCUUUCUCUGUAUUUGAUGUGGAUAAAAAUGGAUCGAUCUCUGCUGAAGAGUUGCAAAAAGUGAUGAAGAGUACUGGGGAAGAAUGUUCGCUGGAUGAGUGCCGGAAAAUGAUCGGCGGCGUUGAUUGUGACGGCGACGGGAUGAUUGAUUUUGAGGAAUUUAAAGUUAUGAUGAUCGGAAAAAGAAAAGAAUUAUAGAGAUUUGAUUUGGUUUUGUUAGAAAUUAUGUUAGUGGUUUAAUGUAUCGUUAAGUGUGCGAUUCGAUAUUUUUAAAGUUCGAUUUUGAUAAUUGAAAAUACUCCAGUAUUUAA
Messenger RNA from Solanum tuberosum (potato), 856 nucleotides. Its product is annotated as probable calcium-binding protein CML25. Gene Ontology annotation, molecular function: calcium ion binding. The record is from RefSeq and is a predicted model, not a curated record. Bases 219 to 743 code for a protein of 174 amino acids. Lineage: Eukaryota; Viridiplantae; Streptophyta; Magnoliopsida; Solanales; Solanaceae. The transcript has a single exon.